AGCAUCCAGCCAUGGCGACCGAGCUGGCGUACGCCCCGCCGAUGAAGGCAGGCAAGGAGGGGUUCCAGGGGACGCAGGAGGCGCAGCACAGGAUCCGCAUCACCCUCUCCUCCAAGAGCGUCAAGAACCUCGAGAAGGUCUGCUCCGAUCUGGUCAAGGGAGCCAAGGACAAGAGCCUGAGAGUCAAGGGCCCCGUCAGGAUGCCCACCAAGGUGCUCAACAUCACCACCAGGAAGUCCCCCUGCGGAGAAGGUGAUGAUGCCUCUACUUCUACCCUCGUGGCUCGCACUGUUUCAUUUCCAUUUAGACUGUAG
Lolium rigidum is the source of this 314-nucleotide messenger RNA. RefSeq names its product 40S ribosomal protein S20-like. The record is from RefSeq and is a predicted model, not a curated record. Gene Ontology annotation, cellular component: ribosome; cytosolic small ribosomal subunit. The transcript is spliced from 2 exons. Gene Ontology annotation, biological process: translation. Bases 12 to 314 code for a protein of 100 amino acids. Gene Ontology annotation, molecular function: structural constituent of ribosome; RNA binding. Lineage: Eukaryota; Viridiplantae; Streptophyta; Magnoliopsida; Poales; Poaceae.